AUGCUGCGGACAAGACGUCAUUCAAAUGUGACUCCAUUAUUCCAGUCUCGUUCCAUGGGUGUCACUUUUUCUUUCAAGCCUUUCUUUGCAACGUUAUGGUCGUCUUCAUUGCGUGCUCAGAACGUAAAACCGACACGUUCGAGACCUUUCAAAGAACGUGGAGGAGGUCGAUGGCGCGAUGAAAAACGUCGUCCUCCUCUCAUGCGCACAAACGAUGGAAAGGACGUCCCGCAAUUGGCAGGAGAAGGUGUUUAUGGCAUUCACAGUGUGUUGCAGGUGCUAGCGAGUGGUCAUCGGGAUACACACGCUCUGUAUGUGAAAGAGGAGCGUUUCCCGUCGGACGGACACUACGCGCAGAAGAAAAAUGUGGCGAAUGUGCGAACUAUAGAACGCAUUAAGGAGUUGGCAAAGAUCAAUGGGGUGGAGAUAUACAAGACAAGCAAGUGGAUGCUCAAUCAUAUUACAGGGGACAAACCACAUCAAGGUGUUGUCCUUGAUGCUGCUUCGAUUCAAUUGAAAGAGUUUGUCCCGGCAACUCCAUCAGUAUUCACCAAAUCAACACGAGCGCCAGUGAUUUUAGUGCUGGACGAGAUUCAUGAUCCGCAGAAUUUAGGAGCAAUCCUCCGUUCUGCGCAUUUUUUAGGCUGCACGGCGAUUGUUGUGAGCGACCAGAACAGCGCUCCAUUGUCUCCGGCCGUCUCGCGCGCGUCAGUUGGUGCACUGGAAGUCUUGGUUGCUAAUGAUAAGUUGCUGAAGGCAAGGAAUUUGCAUGAGAUUCUUGUAGUCAGUGGCGACCUCGGCUGGCGAAUCGUUGGUGCUAGCAGUGGACCUAACUCCAUUACAUCCUCCAAGCUCUCAGAUUGCGCCCAACCCACGAUUCUUGUCAUGGGCAACGAACACCGUGGACUCCGCAAGGGUAUCCGCCAGUGCUGCCAGGAGAUUGUCACUAUUCCAGGGCAGGCUACGGACGACGACACAUGCGUGGACUCACUCAACGUCAGCGUUGCGUCCGCGAUUCUACUAUACGAGCUAUUGCGCUAG
Molecule: messenger RNA, 1041 nt
Organism: Peronospora farinosa
Lineage: Eukaryota; Oomycota; Peronosporomycetes; Peronosporales; Peronosporaceae
Source: the annotation of a GenBank genome assembly